AGUCUUAGUAAACUGAGUUGGUAACAAACAUGAUGUGUUAACUCAUUACUCGCUACAAGAAUCGAUAUUAAUUACAUAGAAUCAAUUAACAUGAGAAAGUUAAUAUUUUGGUUCGCAAUUUUAAUAACAAAACAGUGUUUUUGUGAUGAUACGGUUGAAAUAAGUUUAAAACAAGGUGUAGUUUUAGGUAAAGUAGAAAAGAGUUUGGUUAAAAAGCAAGAUUUUUAUAGUUUUCGAGGCAUACCUUUUGCGGAACCGCCAACAGGAGAAUUAAGAUUCCAGCCUCCAAAGCCGCACGAUGGUUGGAAUGGCAAUUUGGAAGCCUUUGACAACAAGCCAACAUGCAUGCAGUUCAGCUCCAGAAUGCGGAACAAGGAGCCUUUCGGUAUAUCUGGCUCCGAAGAUUGCCUGUACAUCAGUGUUUACACACCAGACGUCAAAGGAAAUGCCCCAGUCAUAGUGUUUGACUACAACGAUCAGUUCAGAACAUGGUUUAAUGGCACUAAUACCUAUUCUCCGGAUUUCUUAGUCGAAGAAGGCGUCAUUGUUGUCACUAUAAGCCAUCGACUUGCUAUUCUCGGAUAUCUGACUACUGAAGAUGGUGUCAUUAAAGGCAAUAAUGGCUUAAGAGAUUUUAUUUUAGGUCUAGAAUGGGUAAAAAAUAACAUAGAGAAGUUUGGUGGUGAUCCUUCCAAAGUUACUUUGAUGGGAAGUCGUGGUGGUGCUGCACUGGCUGAUAUAUUACUUUACUCAGAAAAGGCUAAAGGUCUUUUCUCUGGUGCUAUUCUUCAAAGUGGAACUUCUUUUGAGGCUAUGUACUUUUAUAAUAAUCCUAAGAAGAAGGCAUUCCAACUUGGAGGAGCUUUAAAUAUCACAGCAGCUGACAGUAAGGAAUUGUUACAAGAACUGCAAAAAAUAGAUGUGGAAACACUUCUACGUGCUGAAAUAGAUACAAUAGAUAAUGAAUCAUAUGAUGAAUAUCAGAUUAGUUCAUUCCCAUUUGCACCUGCCAUUGAGGAUGAUUUGGAGGAUGGAGUUCUAACAACUCUACCAGAAAAGGGGAAGUUCGUCAUUGAUGUGCCAAUCAUAAUUGGAUUCAAUUCACGAGAAGGUCUGGAUCUCACAACUAACUUAAUAGCUGAACCCAGACUUUUGACUGACGAAACUGAACAAAAUAUAUUACAGUUCCCAAUUAGAACAGAGUUCAGGUUCAAUCGCGAAAGUUCUAAAUACAAGGAAGCUGGGAAAGAAAUCGUGAACUUUUAUUUGGAAGACAAAUCACUUCAUUAUGGGAAUAUUUUAGAGUACUCUGAGUACAUGGCGGAUGCUUUGCAGAAUUUUGCAAUAGAUUUAGCUGCGCACAAAAUGGCAGAAAGUUUAUCGUCUCCUGUUUUCUAUUACCUCUUCGAUUUUCGUGGUCAGUGGAACGAAAACAGCCAGUAUAUUUUGACUAUUUCCAGAUAUAAUUUAGGACCCCAUGGAGCGACUGUGGGUGAUGAGUUAUGCUAUUUAGUCGUAUGCUCUCGUAUCAAGAAGAGCUACAGGCAAAUCCUGAGUCUAGCAAGUGAACAGAACGAAGUUAAAGUGGCGAAGAGAAUGGUCCGAAUGUGGAGUAACUUCGCUAAAACAAGGAACCCCACACCAUCAAAAGACGACCCAAUACUCAAAGGCUUUGUUUGGAAGCCGAUAAGCAAGGAGCCUGACACCAACUACCUUCACGUCACAAAGCUACUCCGCAUGAAGACCAAUCCUCUUGGGGAACGCAAGAAGUUCUGGAACAAUCUCUUAGAUAAAUAUUCCAAGAUGGCCGUCGAUGGGCUUAUCACUGAUGAACCUGGUCAUGAAGAACUAUGAUGAUAUUUUGAGUUACUGUUAGACCUUAAAAAUUAAAGUGUUUUUUUUUUAAUACGUU
Molecule: messenger RNA, 1912 nt
Organism: Helicoverpa zea (corn earworm)
Lineage: Eukaryota; Metazoa; Arthropoda; Insecta; Lepidoptera; Noctuidae
Product: venom carboxylesterase-6-like
Exons: 3
Coding region: 91-1854 (587 amino acids)
Source: RefSeq, a predicted model, not a curated record